Molecule: messenger RNA, 906 nt
Organism: Marchantia polymorpha subsp. ruderalis
Lineage: Eukaryota; Viridiplantae; Streptophyta; Marchantiopsida; Marchantiales; Marchantiaceae
Source: the annotation of a GenBank genome assembly
CCUCGGAGACUGCACCAGAAUGCAUUGGAUCUGCAUUCUGGUGCAGUCUCCAAUGAAGAUCCAAUGUAGAAUGCCAGAUCCAAUGCUGGUGUUUCUCUGAUUCUACGAUAAGUCCUCCACAAAGACCAUCAAAAUUGGGAAAGUUUGAGCUUGAAAAUGUCUGUCUGUCACUUUCGAGAAGCAGACUGGGAGGUUUACAUCGGUCGACAUUCGGCUGGAGCACAGCGGGCUGGAAUUCCGGCUUCUGCCUGCAUAUGGGGGAAUCCUUUCAGUAUGCAGAAUGAGAGAGAUGAGCGGGAGCGCGCUGAGGUUGUGAAGAAGUACGAGCGAUGGCUUCUUGACCCCGAGCGAGACGCGCUGGUACAAAGGGCGAGGAGGGAACUCAGAGGCAAAAAGUUGGCAUGUUGGUGUAAGCCAAAGCAAUGUCACGGAGAUGUGCUGGCUUGGGUUGCCAAUGUCAAUUCCCUGGAUGAGAUUAACGGCAGACGGAUAGAGUUGAGAAUGAAGGAGGUUAGUUACGGUGAUGCGUAACAGGUGGGAAGCCGGACUUCAUCCAGAGUCAUCCUCUACGAGCUAACUGUCGAAAAUUGAAUCAUAGCGUUGGGCAGAUCUUUGAAUCACGAUUGUUUGAUACAAUCUUGGAGUUGUGCCUCACACUAGAAAGAUGUUUUUAUGAAACAUUCCAAAGUAAUCUGGCUGUGAGAAAUCUGUUGUUCAUCUCAUCUCACUGAGGAACUCCAUCUAAGAUGGGGGUUGCUUGUGGAGCCCAAGCAGUGUGAAUUUAUCCUGAAAAGGAAUUGGUUUUCGGAGUAAGUUCGUGAUCUUCUGAGUCUUAUGUAAGAAAUUCAGAGGUGUUGAUUAAUCAAAGGCUCUCUGUCGUGCCGACAGAAUGACUCCUGAAUCCCA